Messenger RNA from Poecilia latipinna (sailfin molly), 677 nucleotides. It is a transcript of the gene rnaseh2c, whose product is annotated as ribonuclease H2, subunit C. NCBI's taxonomy places the organism in Eukaryota, Metazoa, Chordata, Actinopteri, Cyprinodontiformes, Poeciliidae. Bases 100 to 546 code for a protein of 148 amino acids. Gene Ontology annotation, cellular component: ribonuclease H2 complex. The transcript is spliced from 5 exons. Gene Ontology annotation, biological process: RNA catabolic process. The record is from RefSeq and is a predicted model, not a curated record.
CAAAAUAUGUUUUAGUGAAAAGAAGAAGACAGCUGGCGGAAACCGUAGGAAACGGUCCAUGUUUACAUUUCAUGUUACAUUUGGGAAACAGAAGGAAGGAUGUCCUGUAAUGCCAGUGUUACUUGUCUCCACCUGUCCUCACUAAAGCGGGCAGAAAAAGCCCCGGUCCACCUCAUGCCCUGUGAGAUUGAGCACACUGGGCACGCCCAGGUCUCUCAGUAUUUCACUGCAACAACAAAAGAAAACAAGAAAGGUACAAAGACAGAUUGUAGACCUGUAUUUGCUACCGACAAGACAGUGUCAUUCAGAGGACGCGGGCUAAAGGGACAGGAGAUCAGCUGUCCUCAGGGCCACACGGGUCUGGUUCUGAAGGAGGUCGACAGACACGGCUCUGACCAGGAGGACAGGAAGGUGAAGGUGACCUCGGUGUUUGACAAGCUCACCUACUGGAACCUGGAAACGCCUCCGACUUCAGACGACAUCGUGGUGAUGGCGAUGGACUGGCCCGAGCUGGCUGAGGCAAUCCAUGGGACAGUUGAAGACUGAAGACACUUGAGGCUGAUUACAUGUGACACAAGCAAAGCCCACUUAUUGCUGCUUAAUCUAUAUAGUGUUCCUGUCUCAGAGCAAUAAAAUGUUUUGGGUUUUUUUUGUAAAUAAAAAAAACUAAAACACCA